This is a messenger RNA of Cladophialophora yegresii CBS 114405, 648 nucleotides long. RefSeq lists its product as uncharacterized. Lineage: Eukaryota; Fungi; Ascomycota; Eurotiomycetes; Chaetothyriales; Herpotrichiellaceae. The transcript is spliced from 2 exons. The record is from RefSeq and is a predicted model, not a curated record. The coding region runs from base 1 to 648 and encodes 215 amino acids.
AUGAACAUUCUUCUUUCGGUGUUUGCCCACGACGAUUGUGUGCGCGUUACCACCUCCGUCAUCGACGCCAGUCACGAACUGGACGAACGUCAAGCACCAACUGAUCUGCAAAAUCAAGAUCAACCACUGGCACUCGGGUUUACAAAAUUUGAGGGUCCAGUCAAAGCUGCUUUCGAAUUGCACACCGAAGGACGUCAAAGUCGAACAAUCAAGUUCGCAGCAAUGGAAGCCCCAGCGGAAGCUCUCUUGACAGGUGAACCCUCUUCGGUCGAGCUUGGAUCCAAACCACCAACGAGAGUCAGGUCCUACCAGCAGUGGCUAUCGCCAAAUGCACUCCAAGUGUUCAUUCAGCUCUUUUUCAUCGUCACAUUCUGCAGCGUACUCUACCCCUAUAUGAAAUACGCUGGAGCAAAAAAAGCAGCCAAGCAUGAGGUCUGCAAGAAAGAUGCACGAACUCUGUACGAGAACAAUCUUGCUCAGUGCGAUGUCAAGGCUGCGAUAAGCCUACGUGGCGGUGCUCUGGGAUUGAAUUGGUUGGAAAUGAGUAUGGUGAUUGCUACGGCGGUAGCGUGGUAUUAUUUGACGUGGUUGGCCCGGGGCUGGUUGGGUGUGAGGACUCCAUUUCUGAAGAAGGAUCACAAGGAGUAG